AUUCCUAGGCUAGAAAGAAUAAGGCGCUCUCUAUGGGUGCGUUCCGAAUUGCGCAUGAAACGCAUAGACUGCAUUACUGUUGCGCAGGCUUUGAAAUCGUUCCGUUUUGUCAAUAUAAAACGCUUUAGUUAUUCGGAACGGUUGCCUACGCAUUCUGUGCGCUAAUACGAAAAUGGCCGACCAAAACAAGAAGCGAAUUUUAGUAGUUGUGUCUUCUUUGAUGUUUUUAAAGAAGAUUAAUGAAAGUGACAGUUCCGAAUCAAGCGACAGUGAAAAUGAAAAUGAAGAUGAAGAUGAAGAUAUAUCUCUACAUGACAUGCAGACGUUGUUUUCAUUAUUAAUGGCAGGCAAAUCUCGUGGAGAACAAAUUAUAGUCACAAAAAUAACGGAUUACGUCGAGCGGGUGAUUCCUAAUUACACCAAUGUUAUUUUCAGAGAACAUUUUAGGUUGUAUCCGGCUACAUUUGAAAUGAUUUUAUCAUUAAUUGGACCAGCACUAAAAGCCACAGGCACUGAAAUUGGUAGAAAACCAAUCUCAGCAGAGAAACAACUGUAUAUUGCUCUAUGGUUUAUGGCUACUCCUGAUUCGUACAGAUCCAUUUGUGUCAAGUUUGGAGUUGGCAAAGCAACUGCUUUUAGGGCUGUAAGACAUGUCACCUAUGCAGUUCAUUGCAUUGCACCUCGAUUUAUACAGUGGCCCAAAGAUGUUGCCAUUGAUACGAUAGAACAUUUCAAAAAAACUUGUGGCUUUCCAAAUGUCAUUGGUGCUAUAGAUGGAACACACAUUAAAAUUCGAGGUCCGCCAAAUGAUACAGCUUCUUAUAUAAAUCGGAAAGGUUUUCCAUUCUUAAACGUUCAACUUGUUUGUAAUUCACGUGGCCUUUUUACACACUGCUAUGCAGGAGAAGUAGGAUCAGUUCAUGAUGCUCGAGUUUUCAGAAAUUCGCCAGUAGCACGUUUUUUAGAGAUGCCUGACAUAUAUUUCCCUAAUAACUCCCACCUUAUUGGAGAUGCUGCAUAUGCAAUUCAUCCACACUUUUUAGUUUCGUUUCGAGACAAUGGCCCUUUGUCAAAUCGACAAAAAAAUUUUAAUUAUUGUUUAUCAUCAACAAGAAUGGCAAUUGAACGUGCAAUUGGACAAUUAAAAAUACGAUUUAGAAUAUUAUUAGAUUGUCUACCAUUGACAGAUGUGAAAAAAAUUCCGGAAUUUAUCAUAGCAUGCUGUGUGUUACAUAAUAUUUGUAUUUUACAAAAUGAUAUAAUGUUUGUUGGCGUCCAACAACAUAAAGAAGUACAGGCAUUUGUUCGCGAUAAUAACACACAGAGGGGAAAUGCUAAAAGAACGACAAUAAUGAAUGAUUUGCAAAUAAAAAUCGUUUGAUUGAUAAGAAUAUUUGACGCAUUACUGUAAUAAGGAUUUGUAUUGUUAAUUUAAUAAUAAAUAUUUUUGAUUAAUAAACAGACAUUAUUUAUGUUUAA
Molecule: messenger RNA, 1479 nt
Organism: Nylanderia fulva
Lineage: Eukaryota; Metazoa; Arthropoda; Insecta; Hymenoptera; Formicidae
Source: RefSeq, a predicted model, not a curated record